Naegleria fowleri is the source of this 903-nucleotide messenger RNA. RefSeq lists its product as uncharacterized. Bases 1 to 903 code for a protein of 300 amino acids. The transcript has a single exon. Gene Ontology annotation, cellular component: nucleolus; cytoplasmic exosome (RNase complex); nuclear exosome (RNase complex). The record is from RefSeq and is a predicted model, not a curated record. Gene Ontology annotation, biological process: nuclear mRNA surveillance; rRNA catabolic process; poly(A)-dependent snoRNA 3'-end processing. Lineage: Eukaryota; Heterolobosea; Eutetramitea; Acrasida; Naegleriidae.
AUGAGACGAAAAGAUCAUCGCUCCUCUCCGCAGCAACUCAGAGAAAUGCAAGCCGAGUUGGGCGUGUUGCAAAAAGCAGAUGGAUCAUGUAAAUUUUCAAUGGGAAAAACAAUUGUUAUUUGUUCUGUGAAUGGACCGGAAGCUUCCAUGAAAGAAAAGGGAGAUGGUGCCAUUGUGGAUGUAAUUUUUCAACCUCGGGAUAAAAGACCAUCGGAAGAAGAGAAAGAAUAUGAAAUGAUGAUUCGGGAGAGUUUGGAAAAUGUAAUUUUGUUAUCAUUAUAUCCGCGAACAAUAAUUACAAUUUCUGUUCAAGUGGUUCAAGAUGAUGGAAGUUUAUUGAGUGCUAGUUUGAACUCGGCUGUGUUAGCCUUGCUAGAUGCUGGAGUGGCUUUAAAGUCAGCUCUUGUUUCUUUGUCAUGUUCUUAUUUAUCGAGUGGUGAUUGUUUGUUAGAUCCAUUGAAGAUGGAACAAGAUUUUGAUUCUGUUUUGUACAGUAGCGAUUCAUCAACAUUUGUGGAAUAUUACAAGAGUUCAUUAUCGUCAGGCCAAAAAAUUAUUAAACCCAAAGGACAUGCAUGCUUUAUUUUCGACGCCACAAAACUGAAAAAGAAAUCACAACAACAUGAUGGAGAAGAAGAGGACACAAGUUUGAUCACCUGCCUUACAGAAGGCAUUUUCACAGACGAAGCGCUCCAGACAUGCAUUAACAUGGCAAAGGAAGGAGCUCACACAGUCUAUAAUUUAAUUCGUUUCACCAUGGAGCGAAAAUCAACAACGCCAAUUUUGCCCGUUUCCACACCACCUCAAACCACAAACAAACUACCACCGUCACAACAAAACGUUGUCACACCCUCAACUCCAGAAAAGAAAGGUAGUGGCUUCCUCAAACCUAAAGAGAAAUAA